AUGUCUUUCCGUAAGAGGAACGUCGUUAUUGGAGGCACAGGCAACGGCACAUCAGCUUCUGCUGCCCCCCGAAAAGACAAAGCCCUGGCUCCAGGUAUAAGGCCGUCGCCUCUCGAUGGACGGCUCACUACAUCGACAGGCACCUCAUCGCUCGACCAACUACUAGCUGGGCAUUCUGGGUUUCCCCUAGGCACAUCACUUCUUAUUGAAGAGGCCGGAACGACAGAUUUUGGAGGCACUUUGCUCCGCUACUAUGCUGCUGAGGGGCUGGUGCAGGGACAUGAAGUCCAUGUUCUGGGUUACGAUAGCAACUGGCGCCGUGAGCUGCCAGCGCUUGACCUUAAUGGAGGAAGCAAGUCCCGCAGCAGUAAGAAGGAUGCCCCAGCAGACGACAAGAUGAAGAUUGCAUGGAGAUAUGAAACGUUUGGCAACCCUCAAGCCAGAAACCCGUCGGUCCCAGAUUCUAAGGCGUCUUCAGUACCUACACCCGGUGGAGGAACCUUCUGCCACAGCUUUGAUCUCACCAAGCGGCUGGAGAGCAGCGCCAUCCAGGGCAAGCUUCAUGCUAUGCCCGGCGCAGAUGUUCUCUCAGCGUCGCCGCAAAUUCCCUUCAAGCGAUUCGUGGCCGAUGUGGUUUCCAAGAUCAGAAACUCCCCUCCCUCAACUGUCCACCGGAUCGUGGUGCCCAGUCUGCUCUCGCCUACGCUAUACUCGUCCUCAGCUUGCAAACCCCAAGAGUUUCUUCAGUUUCUCCACAAUCUCCGAGCAAUACUCAGACAGUUUCCUCAUCAGACCACUGCCAUGGUCACACUACCUGUCUCACUGUACCCUCGAUCAACCGGUCUUACGCGCUGGGCCGAGCUCCUUGCGGAUGGAGUCCUCGAAUUGAUCCCGUUGCCCCACCAAAGCCAGAUGAGCCGUGAGCCCGGCGAGAAGGAGAAAGAACAGGGUCUUCUACGAGCACACAGUCUACCUGUGUUCCACGAAAAGGGAGGCGGCCUAGAGGGAUCCUGGUCCCGGGAAGACCUGUCCUUCAAGCUCAGCGCUUCCAGCGGCAUGGUCAUCACACCAUACAGCCUGCCGCCAGUGGGCGAUGAGGAAGAGGAGGAAAAGACCAAGGCUGCCAAAUCAGAUGAGAAGAAAAAGAAAGAAUCACUAGACUUUUGA
This is a messenger RNA of Clonostachys rhizophaga, 1167 nucleotides long. The record is from the annotation of a GenBank genome assembly. Lineage: Eukaryota; Fungi; Ascomycota; Sordariomycetes; Hypocreales; Bionectriaceae.